Messenger RNA from Saccharomycopsis crataegensis, 3702 nucleotides. It is a transcript of the gene PMC1, whose product is annotated as calcium-transporting ATPase PMC1. NCBI's taxonomy places the organism in Eukaryota, Fungi, Ascomycota, Saccharomycetes, Ascoideales, Saccharomycopsidaceae. The record is from RefSeq and is a predicted model, not a curated record. The coding region runs from base 1 to 3702 and encodes 1233 amino acids. The transcript has a single exon. Gene Ontology annotation, cellular component: plasma membrane; intracellular membrane-bounded organelle. Gene Ontology annotation, biological process: intracellular calcium ion homeostasis. Gene Ontology annotation, molecular function: P-type calcium transporter activity; ATP hydrolysis activity; ATP binding.
AUGCCUACUAGAGCAAAUACCAGGUUGUCAACUAUAUUAACUGGAACAAGACGUCAUUUAUCAACCGGUUUCAACUACACCAUCGACCAACUAAACUUCCAUGACCCCAAAUCUUUGAACAAAUUUAACGACUUAGUCUCCAACAACCCAUCCAACAACAACAAUGACCAACCAUCAGACAAUGAAAUCCAAGUGGAAAAUAUCGGCCUCACCAAUCCUGUUCUGACAAAAGACCAACUCCAAUCCUUUUAUCACCAACUCAAAACCGACCCUGUGUCAGGAUUGUCAUCAGAGGACUUCUCUGAUAAAGACCUUUUACACAACCGGACAAGGCAUUUUGGCAAAAAUGUUCUCCCUUUCACCCCGCCAAAGCCCUUAUACAAACUCAUUUACGAAGCAAUGCAAGACAAAGUGUUGAUCGUGCUUAGUGUUGCCGCCAUCGUGUCUUUGGCGCUUGGCCUUUAUGAAACUUUUGGCCAGGACGACGAAUUCGAUGACGAAGGCAAGAAAAAACCAAAAGUCGAAUGGGUUGAAGGGGUGGCCAUCAUUGUCGCAAUUUUUAUUGUUGUUAUUGUUGGUUCGGUCAACGACUAUCAAAAGGAACGUCAAUUUGCUAAAUUAAACGCUAAAAAAGAGGACAAGAAAGUGGUGGCCAUACGAGAUCACAAGGAAACCGUGGUUUCGGUCUACGACUUGGUGGUUGGCGAUGUUAUCAGAGUGGAAACCGGUGAUAUUGUGCCCACCGACGGGAUCAUGAUAUCUGGUGAAUGCGAGUGUGAUGAGUCCGCCCUCACUGGGGAAACCAAUACCAUUAAGAAAUACCCAAUCGCCUCGGCCCUCGAGCUAUACCAAGAAUCCAACCCAAAGAAUGUCUCCUCCAUCGAUUUAGCCACCAAUUCCUCUCUUCAAGACCCGUUCUUCAUUUCUGGCUCCAAAGUGUUGUCCGGGGUUGGCCACUGCCUCGUUACUGCGGUAGGUCCAAACUCCAUCCAUGGGAGAACCAUGGCGUCACUUAAAACUGAACCAGAAGUCACCCCACUUCAAGCCCGUCUUGAUGGCCUUGCUAACGGGAUUUCCAAGUACGGUUUGAUUGCUGCAGUCAUUCUCUUUAUCGUGCUUUUCAUUCGGUUCUGUGCCUUGCUUCCUUCGCCACAUAAGUACUCCCAUCUUCCUGGGGCCCAAAAGGGUGAGAAAUUCUUGGAUAUUUUGAUUGUCUCGAUCACCAUUGUCGUGGUGGCGGUUCCUGAAGGGUUGCCAUUGGCGGUCACUUUGGCAUUGGCGUUUGCCACCACCAGAAUGGCUAAAGAUAUGAAUUUGGUUAGAGUGUUGAAAAGUUGUGAAACUAUGGGUGGCGCUACCGCAAUCUGCAGUGAUAAAACCGGGACUUUAACUGAAAACAGAAUGAGAGUUAUCAGAGGGUUUUUCGGCUUUAAAAAUGAUGAUGGUUCAUCCAAUAAUGCUUUAGAAUUUAACAAUACUGGGUUGAACGAUAAUCACGAACAAGAUGAUUCAUUGGUGGUCAUGGAUGACAUCAACGGAAAAGUUGGUAAUGAGUCGGUUCACAACUUCAUGGUUAACAGUGUUUUGAACUCUACCGCUUUUAUUAAUGAGGAAACAGAAGAUCCGGAAACCGAAGCAUUGAGAGAAAAUGAGUGCUCCAAAAGCUUUUUUGGCAAGAAAAAGCCUACUAUUCCAAAAAGGGCUCCUGAGCCAUACGUUGGAUCAAAAACCGAAGUUGCCCUUUUAAUUCUUUGCAGCCAACUUUUUGGUAUGGGUACUGCUGAAGAAUCUGGUAAUGUCGCAGAAUUGAGAAAACAAACUGGUUUGCUCGGAGUUGAAAAAGUUGUCGGGUUUAUACCAUUUGAAAGUAGAAGAAAGUGGUCAGGGGUAGUUGUGAAAAACCAAUCUAAAUCUUCUACUGAAUCUGCCUACGCUAAGUACACCUCCCAAUCAAGAUACACUUUAUUUAUCAAAGGUGCUGCUGAAAUUCUUUCCAAGCAAUCCUCUCAUAUAUCUAACUCUCAAGGUGGAAAGACUGCACUUUCCUCAGAAACUAGGGAAUUUGUGGACCAAAAAAUUAAUACUUAUGCUAAGGGGGCAUUGAGAUCUAUUGUGCUUUGUCAUUUGGAAUUGGACGUCGAUGAAGAUUAUUUGAAAAAACUUGGAUUGUGGGGCACUAAGGGUGGUGAAGCGAUUGAUAACUUUUUUGAAAGUUUGAACUCUGCCAAUGCUCCUGAUUUGAAAAGCACUCCAGGCUUAGUCAUUGACAGCAUCGUGGGGAUCCAAGAUCCUUUGCGUGAAGGUGUUUCCGAAGCAGUGGUCGCCUGUCAAGAUGCUGGAGUUUGCGUUAGAAUGGUUACUGGUGAUAACUUGAUUACCGGUAAAUCGAUUGCCCUUGGUUGUGGUAUUAUUCGCCCUGCUGAAUUGGACAAUGCCGAUGUUUGUAUGGAAGGUCCAGUGUUUAGAAAACUUUCCCAGUCACAAAUGAGAAAGGUUAUUCCUGGUUUAAGGGUUUUGGCCAGAUCAUCUCCUGAAGAUAAGAGAAUUCUUGUGAGGGAAUUGAAAGCUAUGGGUGAAGUGGUGGCUGUCACAGGUGACGGUACUAACGAUGCUCCUGCAUUGAAGUUGGCUAACGUCGGGUUCUCUAUGGGUAUCAGUGGUACUGAUGUUGCCCGUGAAGCUUCUGAUAUCAUUUUGAUGACUGAUAACUUCAGUGCUAUUGUUCAAGCCAUUAAAUGGGGUAGAUGUGUUUCUGUUUCGAUCAAAAAAUUCAUUCAAUUCCAAUUGACUGUUAAUGUGACUGCUGUUGUGUUGACUUUUGUAUCCGCGGUUGCCAGUUCUGAUGGUAAGAGUGUUUUGACUGCAGUUCAAUUAUUAUGGGUUAAUUUGAUUAUGGAUACCUUGGCUGCUUUGGCAUUAGCAACUGAUAAACCUGAUAAAGAUAUUUUGAAAUCCAGACCAAAUGGGACCAAGACACCGUUAAUCAGUGUUGCGAUGUGGAAGAUGAUUAUGGGUCAAUCCAUGAUGCAAUUGGUGAUUACUUUUGUGUUGAAUUUUGCUGGCAAACAAAUCUUUUUUGGGGACCAAAAAAUAAAUGGUCAUCAGAAAACUCAAUUGUCAGCAAUGACCUUCAAUGCUUUUGUGUGGUUGCAAAUUUUCUGCAUGUUUGUGUCGCGUAAACUUGAUGAAGGUGAUGGCAUUACUACCGUGAGAGGACGCUUCACUAUGAGAAAUUUGAACUUCUUUGCUCACUUGUUCCGUAAUUGGUACUUUAUCUCAAUCAUGCUUAUAAUUAUGGGAUUCCAGAUUUUGAUUAUGUUUGUUGGUGGUGCUGCGUUUAGUGUUGCGCACCAAACUGGUGCAAUGUGGGGUACGGCGAUCAUUUGUGGGUUGUUGAGUUUCCCAUGUGGUAUAUUGAUUAGACUCAUACCUGAUGAAUGGGUACUCAAAUGUUUCCCAACCAAGGCAUUCCAAUGGUUGGUUUAUAUUGCGAGCUUUGGCUUUAUCAGAAAAUCAAAGUCUAGACCAGGAAAUGAAAGAGGAGUGGUUUCUGAAGAUGAGGCAGACACCGAACAUGAAGCGAUUAAUGAAUCAGUUGGUGCUAGCAUAGAUAAAGGCAAGGAUGGAAUCAGUGGUACCAGUAGUGGCCAUGAGGAUUCGACAACACUAGACGAAAAUAGUGGGUCAGAAAGAGCAAAUUGA